UAGUUGUAACUAGUACAAGCACGCGAUGCAUCUAUUAUAAAUGAACGUAGCGAAGUUGGCGGCCGACAGAGCAGUGGCGACUAGCGGCAGCGGCGAAAGCGUGCAUCCGUAUAUUAUUUAACCGAGUGUUGGGGGGGCAGUUGCUCACUGGCCGAGUAGUACUGGUGUCCGUGCCGUGGACGGUAGGUCAUGCGGUCAUCAUGGGAUGUGGACAUUCCGAUAGCAAGUCGUCCGAGUCAAGGGACAAUAGUUCGGUGGCGUCUUCGCCGGAUAGGGACGCCGGCGGCGGGUACGUCGGACGUCGCCAAGCAUGGACCAACAAAGGAGGAUUCCCGGUGCACCGCAUCACCAAAGUCAUGCAGGUCGAACAAGUUGACGUUUGUGAAGAACAAAGCACUAAUAUUUUGACCAGCGCUAUACAAGACGAUUACAACUCUAAAGGUUUCCCAGAAGUACUGUCAAUACAUGGAAGUUGGAUUUAUGGCCUUAAUGCUGGAGGUUCGAGAAAUAAUUUAGACAUGUUUGAGACUAACCCUCAAUAUUUGCUCAAAUUUUCUACAGGAUUAGUUGAAGAGAAUUUAUUCAUAACAAUUAAAAUAGUAUUGAAAGUUAAACGGCUCAACAAAAAAUCGCCGUUAUAUGUUGCUUUUUUUUUGUACAAAAACGACUGCCACCAAAAAGAGACAUUGGGCGCCGAAUAUUUCUUGUGUACCGAACCGGAAGGAAGUUCAGGAUCAUUCAAAGCAAAGCAAGUUAUUUCAGAGACGUUUGUGGUUUCGACUUUGGCAAGCUACGUUAUAGUUCCGGCGACAUUUAGGCCAUUCCAACAAGGCGAGUUCGUGAUCAAAGUAAUGGUUGACAGAAAACUAGGAGCAGAGCUUAAGAAAUUAAUACCAUCCGAAAGGCCGUCAGUUGGUAACAUUAAUUUCUAGUACUUAAGUUCUAUAUGUCUUAGGUACCUACUGCCUACAUCAAUUAUUUUUUUUUACUUGCAACAUGUAAAGUUGUUAAUA
Molecule: messenger RNA, 1013 nt
Organism: Adelges cooleyi (spruce gall adelgid)
Lineage: Eukaryota; Metazoa; Arthropoda; Insecta; Hemiptera; Adelgidae
Product: calpain-3-like
Exons: 5
Coding region: 201-932 (243 amino acids)
Biological process (GO): proteolysis
Cellular component (GO): cytoplasm
Molecular function (GO): calcium-dependent cysteine-type endopeptidase activity
Source: RefSeq, a predicted model, not a curated record